AAACACGCAUGGCCGUAUGUCCAGAGCAAAACAUGCGGCGGAGUACUGCAUGAAUACUUUUCAAAACAAACAGCCUUUUCCAUCCGCAUGCUGGUGAAAGAAGAGUAUCGUCACGCGGAUCAGAUCACAAACAGACCUUGCUGACUGAAAAAGUGCAGAUCUUCCCGGGACUACAAAUUCCUUAAACAGCCAGUAUCAGAAUUAGAGCUUUCAGAUUGAGUGGAAAACCUUAGGCAUCCGUUUGUCCUCUCCCUUCUCACCCGUCUUCCUGGCUGGGGUGAGAACAAGGGGGUCCAUGGAGAGAGCUGUAAAUGGCUGAGGAGCUGUGUACAGGCUGGUUUCGGAUCGUUGCAGGUACAAUAGGCUCCUUGGAGAUAGAGGAAUGCAAAUCUGCAACCAUGAUGGAAGGAUUGAAAAAACGUACCAGGAAGGCCUUUGGGAUACGGAAGAAAGAGAAGGACAAUGACUCUACCGGGUCCCCAGACAGAGAUGGGGGUUCUCAGAAGAAGACCAACGGGGCCCCAAAUGGCUUCUAUGGAGAUAUUGACUGGGACAGAUAUAACUCCCCUGAGGUGGAUGAUGAGGGCUACAGCAUCAGACCUGAUGAGUCAGAAGAGGGAGAGCCUACAACCAAAAAGUCCCACUUCUUUUCCUCUGAUGAGUCAGAGGGGGAGGAGGACCACAGGAAAAAAUUCAAAAUAAAGAUCAAGCCGCUGCCGGCCGAUUGCGUGUCAUCAGUGCCCUCGGUCGACGAGCUCAAAGCCUCCAUAGGCAACAUAGCCCUGUCCCCGUCUCCUCUGAGACGAAGCCCGGGUUUGAAAAGGAACACAUCCAGUGAGGAGAUUGCCAGACCGAGACGUGUCGUCCCGACUGUACCCACUGUGGCCCCUACACCAGUCCCAGCACCACAAGCCCCAGUACCACAAGCCCCCAGCAGUCAACAAACACCAGUCUCUGAAGACACCACAGCCUUAUUUGGGCCUCCUCUGGAAACAACCUUUGGAGAACCGAAAACUGAAGUGGUUCUCUCUGAGUCCGAUGCUUGGGCAACUCCUCUGUCUGAGCCCGAGUCAUCUUCGACAAGAUCCUUCCCCACAGGAACUCCACCUCCGCUUCCACCCAAGAAUGUCCCAACCUCCCCCCCUUCGACUGGCCCUGCCUCUGCAGAUGAUGUGUCAACAGAAGCAAACGGCUCCACCAGGAAGCCCUCAAUAGCUGAUCUGGACAACAUUUUUGGACCAGAACAGGCUCCCCCUGCUGGCGAGGAUACAGGUGACAAGUGGGUCUGCUUCAGUGAAGAAUCUGCUGACCGGCCACCUCUGCCAGAGGAACCGGCUCCUCCACUACCAGCCUCCCCGCCUCCACCUGAAUCUCCUGCCCCACCCUUACCUACAUCACCACCUCCUCCAGAAGACCCUGCGCCACCUCUCCCUACCUCCCUUUCCCCAAAAGAAGAUUGUGUGCCCCCUCUACCAACCUCCCCACCUCCCACAGAGGGGCCUGCUGCACCUCCUGUCACCUCAGGUCCUCUGUCACCUGAGGACCAAAACUCUCUCACAAUCGCCACCUCUCCACCCCCUGCACCACCAAAGGAUCUUGCGUCUCCGCCUGCUUCCUCUCCCCCUCCUCUUGAGUCACUCACCAGCGUUCCACCAGCCCCUGCUCCCAAAGCAAGAACCCCUCCAACUGUGACUCCGCCUGCUGAGGAACCUGCAUCACGCUCCGUCCCUCCACCUCUUGUCCUGUCUCAAGAGGAGCAGCCCAAGAACACAGAAGCCACCCAACCCAAAGAGGACACGUGUGAAACUGUCACCUCACCCAAUGAUGCUAGCCAGGGGAGCCGAAGUACGCCUCCCCCACCUCCUCCCCCGACAUACCGGGCAGUGGUGUCGUCACCAGGUCCCACAUCUGGAGCUGGUGAUACAAAUAGUGGCUCCUCCUCUCCAGUGCGACCAACCACUCCUUCAUCAGUCAACCCCACCCCACCACCACCUCCGCCUCGCCCUCCUUCACGACCCAAACUUCCUCCAGGAAAACCCACCAUAGGAGAUGCAAAUCGUCCAUUCAGCCCACCGGUCCACUCUGCCAGCCCCCCUCCCAUUGCCCCAUUGGCACGGGCAGAGAGCACCUCCUCCAUCUCCUCCACCAACUCCCUGAGUGCUGCCACCACCCCCACCGUCGGUAAAGAGCUCUCCGUGUCCGUGUCAGAGAAUGACCAGCCAUCCCUUGUAUGGUUUGACAGAGGGAAGUUUUAUUUAACCUUUGAAGGCUGCUCCAGAGGGCCCAGUCCUCUCACCAUGGGAGCUCAGGACACUCUUCCUGUGGCUGCUGCGUUCACAGAGACAGUCAACGCCUUCUUUAAAGGAGCUGAUCCCAGCAAGUGUGUUGUGAAGAUCAUAGGUGAGAUGGUUUUGUCGUUUCCGGCGGGAAUCACGCGGCACUUUGCCAAUAACCCGUCCCCCGCCGUGCUAACCUUCAGCAUAACCAACUACAGCCGACUGGAGCAUGUGUUGCCUAACCCCCAGCUCCUCUGCUGCGACACCACCACACAAGCCAAGGCCAAUGCCAAGGACUUCUGGGUGAACAUGCCAAACCUGAUAUCCCAUUUAAAGAAGGUGGCAGAGCAGAAGCCACAGGCAACAUACUACAACGUGGACAUGCUCAAGUAUCAGGUAUCGGCAGAGGGGCUCCAGUCGAUUCCUCUGAAUCUAGCAGUGAGCUGGAGAUGUGAGCCCACCAGCACUGACCUGAGGAUAGACUACAAAUACAAUGGCGAGGCCAUGACGACGCCGAUGGCCCUCAACAACGUCCAGUUCCUCGUCCCUGUCGACGGGGGGGUUUCAAAACUACAGGCUGUCUUACCUCCUGCUGCAUGGAAUGCCGAGCAGCAAAGAAUCCUUUGGAAGAUUCCUGAUAUCUCACAGAAAUCUGAAAAUGGAGGUGUGGGAUCGUUGUUAGCACGCUUUCAGCUAACAGAAGGCCCCAGUAAACCGGCUCCACUGGCGGUGCAGUUCACCAGUGAGGGCAGCACCCUGUCAGGCUGUGACAUUGAACUGGCUGGGCCAGGAUACCGCUUCUCUCUCAUCAAGAAGAGGUUUGCCGCAGGAAAGUACCUGGCCGACAACUAACCCAAGCUACUGAGAACAGCACUGAACAAAACAAUGAAGUGGACUGAGGUUGACACCGAGGACAGAGGACAAACCAACACCAGACAGACUUUCCAUUAUCCUUUUCUGAACCCACAUGACAGGUCCGCAGCCUACCCAGCAGUAUUGUAUAACUUGCAUAUAGCAUCGUGGAGCUGUUUUAGGUCAUGUAAUUAUCGUAUUUGUAUUCAUUUCAUGACAUCUGUAUUGCUGCAGUUAGACACCUGGGUUCCUUCUCCCUCUAAAGUCUGUGCCUCUGUCUCCAUCCUCCUCUGGUCAGUGUGUGGUGGUGUUUUUCUAAAGUUUCACUGCAGCUGCCUGACCGAAGACAUGGACAGGAAGUGUUUUCUGCCGGGUUUGAACUCUGGACGACAUGCUGUUUGUUGUUUAGAGUCCAGACAGAUUUGGCUGUGAAAAGGUACCUUUGAAUAAGAUCUUUGCGGUCCGACACGCAACUCAACCUCUGACACGUCCAGAAUUAAACCAGUUAAAGUUGAAGCAUGGCCCAGGACAAUUCAUUGCAAGUUAUACAUCAUUAGCAGAUAAAAAAAAAAUAGUCCGCUCCAUGUCAGGGCUCGAAACCCGAGAGAGCUGUCAUCGCCGUCUCGCACUGACAGCGACCAUUUGCCAGCAAGUAGAUGCAUUUACCGAUAUGUUUUGACAUGUUUGUUGUCACAAAUAGUUAAAUGAAAGAUGUUUCUCAUCUGUGCUCGUUUGAGAUCGGAUGAAACGCAGGAUGAAGUAACUACAAACAGAAACUCGAGUUUCACACAUCACCUACUGGUAAUACAGGGUCACAUGACUUUGGAUCACAUCCUUUUUAAUAUAAAUGCACUGAUCAGUCAAUCAAACUGUUAUUUUAUUUCUCUGGAACACACAGACAUGAAGAGGUUUUUGCCAGUUAGGCAGCUGCAAUGAUAAGUCAAUGUACUGGUUGCAAAGUAAGAAAAUAUGUUUUCCCGUCAGAACAAAAGAAGUGUACAAAGUGUCAUUUUAAAUCAAUAAUAUAUAUCUUAAAGGGCGUUUGGUGUUUUCCUCGUAUUGUCAGAUAGCCUUUCUGUUGUUCCCAGGACAGCAGCGAUAGACUCCAGAGUACAUGACAACAUUCUAUUUUUAUUUAUUGAUGACGAUGAUUUGUUGUAUAAAACAUGUGAUUCUGUAUACGAAUAGAGUUUGAAUGGUAUCACACAACUCAGAACCCUUAAAGGUAUAAACAUUUGAAUUCUCUCGCUCAUGUUUUUGUUAUCUGUGUAGUUGGGUAACCUGUGUACAGUAUAAGGUAUAAUUUUUGAAUUUAUUUCAGAUAUAAUUUUUUAACUCAAGUGCAACAGAAGAUUUGAGCUAUAUAUGGGUGGGGGGUUAAUUUAAAGAAAAAGAGAAAUAUCUUCCUGGAUGCUGUGUUAUGCUUUGUGAAAGCAGUGUUAAUGUAGAGUUAGUUAUUCCAUGGGCAAGGUCCACACUUUGAAGAGUCAGUUUGACAUUCUGGGAAGUGGGCUUCUUAGUUUCCUGUAGUCAAGAGUUAGAGGAAACGAUCGGUCCCACUCUUAUAUCUGUUUGAGGCUGGAGUCAGGAGAUGGUUAGCUCAGCAUAAAGACACAGCUAGCCUGCCUCUGUCGCAGGGUAAGAAAUCAGCACUUUACUCAUUAACUCCUUAUACCUUGUUUGUUUAAUCUGUACAAAAAAGUUGUUGCAGGGGAUUUAUGAGAUUUAACAUGUUAAUUUUUGAGAUGUACAUUUGCCAGUUGACAGAUUUUUAAUCAUGGCAGCAGCAGUGCAGGUCAGUUGAUUCACCACUUUAGAGUCCAGACUGACAUAUCUCAGCGGAUAGUGGAUGGACUCCUGGAAAUCUUGUACAGGAAUUGAUGUUCCCCACAGGACAAGUCCCACUGACAGGUGAUCUCUCGUUCCUCUAGCACCACCAGCAGGUUAGCAUUUGUGGUUCUGAGUGAGACGUCUCAGCGAUAAUUGGAUGAGAUGCCAUAAGCAGCGGUGCAGACAUUAAUGUCCCUCACGCUGAAGAUGAAAUCAUCAAAAUGUAUUUGUCCAUGUUUUGGCUUGUUACUACCUGCAAGACAAACGGUGUUUCCACUUGUUUACUUUUGGACAGAGCGAAGCUUACCUUUCCCCCUGUGACCAACUUUUUAUGCUAAGCUAAGCUAACCAUCCUGUGGCUCCAGCCUAACAUUUACCAGGCAGACAUGAAAGUGGCAUCAAUCUUUGUAUCUUAUUCUUGGCAAGAAAGUGAGUCAGCGUAUUUCCAAAACUGUAACUUUUCUUUUUGAUAAGGUCAAGACAAUGACAACAAAUGCAAUCAGUUUUCCUCAACAGCAGUGACGGAGUUUGGUGAUGGUGGUAUCACUACUGGAACAGGAUUUGUUUAUUAAGACCAGCUUCUUUUUUUUCCUUCAAAUCUCAUAAAAAAAAAAAAAAAAAGAAAACACUCUUGUAUGAAUCCUGCAUUCUCAGUUCCCACAUACCGGUUCAGUUAUUCCUCAACUUGGACCACGUGUCUGACCUGUUCUCGUUCCUCUCACCUCAGUGGAACCUAAACUCCCUGAUUGUAUCAUGAGCACACCCCGAUCAUCCAGCCACCGCUUGAAUCCAUGGCUUUACUUUGCAUAAUCGUAAUGGUCUCUGUGAGAUGACAUGAGUUGAAUGAGGUUGUGAAGCAAGGUUAAGUUGACCAAAAUGCUUUUGUUCUCUCUUUUUGUAUUUUAUGUGUGUGUACCCCGGACAGUCAGUCCCCUGUUAAGGAGAAUAAGCUGAAUAUUUUUAAAACAGAUAAAAGUGAAAAAAUAUUAUAUUGUUUAAUGUGUUUAAAAAAUGCGAAAAAAAAACCACUGUGCUGAUGAUGUUGAACUUCCUGAACGCUCUGACACUCAACAUGAAGAACGGAAAGUGUGUGUGUGUGACGUGUAGCAGAUGAUCUCUGUACUGUACUCUAUGUUGGCAUCCUGCUAAAUGCAACCAAUCGUGGUCCUUUCAGAGCUGUGGUAGAAGUAACUUCGGCUGAGUUUAGGACAAGAGGACUGUUCGAAACACGUCGAUACUCCUAUUCAGUGAAAGAGCACUUUUGAUCGAACAUAGUUUUGUGGUUAUUUGGCUCAUAAAAAGAUCAUGUGAGCUGUACGUUUAAAAAUCUUGUUUUUGACCAGACUUGCAGUUAUUCCCGUGCAGGCUCAGUCUAAACGAGCACUGUGGAUCAGUCUGCGAUCCCAUUUCAUUUGUCAAUGCAACGUGAUGAUGAUUGGUGCCAUUUAGCGUGCAAAUUAGUUUGGUAACAUUUUCUCUCAGUCAUGUUAGUCCUUCAUCUAGUCGACUGGAUAGAUCAUGGCUGACAGGAAGUGGAACCCUCUGAGUGAACCUUGAGGCUACCAGUGCAACAGUCACUACAGCAUUAUCUACAGAGGCCCACCAUACACAUCCCCCAUCUUGUCACUGUUUCAAAUAGCCACUACGUUACAGGUCUUUCAGCCUGAAAGUCAUGUUGCCGUGCAAAACUCAUUGUCGGUCUGUUAGUUGGCAGGUUAUUCUUUGCAUCUCAUUAAAAGACGGAACAAAACAUGAAUUUUCCAGAUACUCAUCUCUGUGGUGAAUUUGUCCUGCAGUAAUUCAUUAUUGCAUGCAAAGCAUGCAGUAAAAGGUGGGGCACCUGUGAUCAUAGAUACUACUGAAAUGACGUGUUGUGCUGAGUGUUACCUGUAUUAAUGUUGAGGAGAGAGCAGGGAGUGUGUUUAUGUGUGCUAUACGCCAGAAUGCUUUUUGGUUCCGUACCGUUAACCUCAAACACAUGUGCAAGCUGUUUGUACAGUACAUAACAAUGCUAAGAUGAACUGAGAAACUUAGUUUGCUUCUUUCCAAAACCAAUAAAAGUUAUAACUGGA
Messenger RNA from Chelmon rostratus (copperband butterflyfish), 7030 nucleotides. RefSeq names its product SH3GL interacting endocytic adaptor 1a (gene sgip1a). The record is from RefSeq and is a predicted model, not a curated record. Gene Ontology annotation, cellular component: clathrin-coated pit; cytoplasm; clathrin-coated vesicle. NCBI's taxonomy places the organism in Eukaryota, Metazoa, Chordata, Actinopteri, Chaetodontiformes, Chaetodontidae. The transcript is spliced from 26 exons. Bases 312 to 3128 code for a protein of 938 amino acids. Gene Ontology annotation, biological process: clathrin coat assembly; clathrin-dependent endocytosis; synaptic vesicle endocytosis.